Messenger RNA from Eutrema salsugineum, 711 nucleotides. RefSeq lists its product as uncharacterized. The record is from RefSeq and is a predicted model, not a curated record. Gene Ontology annotation, biological process: DNA integration. The coding region runs from base 1 to 711 and encodes 236 amino acids. The transcript has a single exon. Gene Ontology annotation, molecular function: nucleic acid binding. Lineage: Eukaryota; Viridiplantae; Streptophyta; Magnoliopsida; Brassicales; Brassicaceae.
AUGCCACAGAAUUUCAUCCUUGAGGUUGAAGUAUUCGAUUGCUGGGGUAUCGAUUUCAUGGGUCCUUUUCCCUCUUCUUAUGGUAAUAAGUACAUCCUGGUUGCUGUUGAUUAUGUUUCUAAGUGGGUCGAAGCCAUUGCCAGCCCCACCAACGAUUCUUCAGUGGUUCUUAAGAUGUUCAAGACCAUCAUCUUCCCUCGAUUUGGAGUUCCUCGAAUUGUUAUAAGUGAUGGUGGUUCUCACUUUAUUAACAAGGUUUUCGAAAAACUCAUAAGGAAGCAUGGAGUUCAUCAUCGAGUUGCAACUCCUUAUCACCCUCAGACGAGUGGACAGGUUGAAGUCUCGAAUCGACAGAUCAAGGAAAUCUUGGAGAAGACAGUGGGUAAAACUCGGAAGGACUGGGCUGCGAAGUUGGACGAUGCACUCUGGACGUACAGGAUAGCGUUCAAAACACCUCUAGGCACCAUGCCUUUCCACCUGCUCUAUGGAAAACCCUGUCACCUUCCAGUGGAGAUCGAACACAAGGCAGCUUGGGCGAUUAAGAUGAUGAACUUCGACAUCAAGUCUGCUGCAGAGAGGAGACUGAUACAGCUGAAUGAGUUGGACGAAAUCAGGCACCAUGCCUAUGAGAAUUCGAAGCUGUACAAGGAGAGGACCAAGGCAUAUCACGAUUCGAAAAUCCUCUCCAGGCAAUUCGAGCCGAACGACUAG